CGGGGAAGAUGGCGCUGUCCUGCAGGAGCGGUGCUGCCAUGAGAAAGUACCUUCUGCUGCUAGCCCAGGAUAACUGCGAGUUCCGCCUGCCGGAAAUCAAGUCAUUACUAACCCUUUUUGGUGGCCAUUUCAACAAUAUUCAAGAUGCACAAGCAAAGUCUCCAUUCUGUGUACUUCACCUUCCGUCUGAAGAAAUGGCAAGAAAGCUUAUGAAGCGGACUGUGUGUGCAAAGUCUGUGUUUGAGCUGUGGGCUCAUGGAAAAUCCUUGGAAGAGCUUAAAGAAUCUCUUGAACGCCAUCCUUUAGAAAACAUGGUCAACUAUCUUCAGUCUAACUCUACAUACAAAAUAAACAUCCAUACUUUUAACAAAACCUUGUCACAGAAAGAAAAGCUAAGUAAGAUAGAUGACUUGGAAUUUGUGCCAUUUAAAGGAAAAGUGAAUUUACAAAAUGCUGAGCACAUAUUUUACUUGCUUGAAGAUUAUGGUCCAGAACCCAAUAAUACUCGCUUAGAGCCCCUUCAAAUCUUCUUUGGCCGGUGGAUUGCAGAUGGACAAAGAGACCUGAUCAAUUCCUACAGUGUCAAGAAGAGGCAUUUCAUUGGCAACACAAGCAUGGACGCUGGGCUUGCUUUUCUUAUGGCAAACCAUUUACGAGUGAAACCAAACGAUUUAGUAUUUGAUCCUUUUGUUGGAACUGGUGGUCUUUUGGUGCCAUGUGCUCACUUUGGGGCUUAUGUAUGUGGCUCUGAAAUUGAUUACAACACAGCCCAUGGUUUAGGUAAAGCCAGUAGAAUGAACCAGAAGUGGAGAGGGCCUGAUGAAAAUAUCCGGGCCAACUUACGGCAGUAUGGUCUAGAGAAAUAUUACGUGGAUGUCCUGCUUUCUGAUGCAUCAAAACCAAUAUGGAGAAAAGGGCCAUUAUUUGAUGCUAUCAUCACAGAUCCACCAUAUGGAAUUAGAGAGUCCACUCGAAAAACAGGCACACAGAAAGAGAUCAUAAAAACAGAACUAUUUGCAGAAAGCCAUGUUCCUGUUCAGUUAAAUUACCACCUAAGUGAUAUUUUCUCGGACCUGUUAAACUUUGCUGCAGAGUUCCUUGUCACAGGCGGGAGACUUGUGUAUUGGCUCCCAGUGUACCGACCAGAAUAUACAGAAGAGGUUAUACCCCGGCACCCAUGCCUGAAACUUAUUAGCAACUGUGAACAGACGCUGUCCAGCCACACGUCUCGUCGACUGAUAACAAUGGAAAAGGUGAAGGAGUUUGAGGAAAAUGACCAACAUGCUCAUGAGAAAGACACACAUUGUACGCCAUAUAAAGGUCACAACUCCUUCCGUGAAAAGUAUUUCAGUGGGUUAACUAAAAGAAUGGCUAGGGAAGGGAGAGUCAAAAAUCAAGAAGCCAACACUGGAAAUUACAUUGGCACUGAAAACCGGGAAGACAUCUAGCUUAUGGAGAACAUCUUGAUGUGGGAGAAUCUGAAGACUAAUUCAAACUGUUUUUAUUCAUUUAAACUUUUUUUUUUUUUUUUUUUUAAAUGCAAUGAGAAAUGACCAUGGAGACCCAGCAUUCUCCAUUUUGGAUUCCUAGAUUCUUUAUGGCAUGACUGCUUACUAUUAAAAUAGGGUUUAUAAUCAGGACAAUGCUGCACUGAACCAAUGAGAACGUUGCCUCUUAUGAUACCUCGUGUAAUGUUUGCGAAACACAUUACCAUUCGAUUUUAUUAUAAUGUGAUAGUGAUGGACACAUAAGAAAGUAAGACCCUAACAACUUACACAAUGUACUGUAAAAAGUUGUUGGGUUUUUCUUUGUUUGUUUUUUUGG
Molecule: messenger RNA, 1824 nt
Organism: Pelobates fuscus (common spadefoot toad)
Lineage: Eukaryota; Metazoa; Chordata; Amphibia; Anura; Pelobatidae
Gene: TRMT11
Product: tRNA methyltransferase 11 homolog
Exons: 13
Coding region: 9-1448 (479 amino acids)
Biological process (GO): methylation
Cellular component (GO): cytoplasm
Molecular function (GO): nucleic acid binding; methyltransferase activity
Source: RefSeq, a predicted model, not a curated record